This is a messenger RNA of Fusarium redolens, 1488 nucleotides long. Its product is annotated as chitooligosaccharide oxidase. The coding region runs from base 1 to 1488 and encodes 495 amino acids. The record is from RefSeq and is a predicted model, not a curated record. Lineage: Eukaryota; Fungi; Ascomycota; Sordariomycetes; Hypocreales; Nectriaceae. Gene Ontology annotation, molecular function: oxidoreductase activity; FAD binding. The transcript has 2 exons.
AUGCGUCUGAAUACGUUGCAAUGUUUGGUCGUCGGCCUCGUGGCCAAUGCGUCACAAUCAUUAGCUGUACCGACGAAACGAGAAGCUGUGAACAGCUGCCUUGUUCAAGCCAAAGUCCCAAUUGACAGCAAGGGCACUCAAACAUGGACCGAAGACGGCACCGCUUACAAUCUGCGCCUUCAAUUCGAGCCCGUCGCCAUCGCAGUCCCUACGACCGUAGCUCAGAUCUCAGCUGCUGUCGCCUGCGGCUCAAAACACGGUGUCGCCGUCAAUGCCAAGAGCGGUGGCCACAGUUAUACGUCACUUGGUUUCGGUGGAGAAGACGGCCAUCUCAUGAUUGAGCUGGACCGUUUGUAUAGCGUCAAGUUGGCCAAGGAUGGAACUGCAAAGAUUCAGCCUGGUGCUAGACUUGGACAUGUCGCCACUGAGCUUUGGAACCAGGGAAAGCGUGCUCUGUCUCAUGGAACUUGCCCGGGUGUUGGUAUUGGUGGUCACGCCCUGCACGGUGGCUACGGCAUGGUCGCGCGCAAAUACGGUCUUACACUGGACUUGAUGAAAGGCGCUACUGUCGUUCUCCCCACCGGAAAAGUCGUUCACUGCUCCAAAACUGAGAACUCGGAUCUCUUCUGGGCUAUACGUGGCGCUGGUGCUUCAUUCGGUGUCGUCGCUGAGCUAGAGUUCGACACUUUCGCUGCACCCGAGCAGAUUACAUACUUCGACAUUGGUGGUCUUAACUGGAACCAACAAACAGCUCCUCAGAAUUUGUUGGACUUUCAGGAGUUUGGAAAGACUAUGCCUGCGGAAAUCACCAUGCAGAUGUUCAUCUCCAAGUCUGGAUACAGUGUUGAUGGUGCUUUUGUUGGUACCGAGGCUGAGCUGAAGAAGGCUCUUCAGCCUCUGCUUACCAAGUUCAACGUGCAAGUCAGCGCGACGACUGUUGAUUGGAUCCAGUUGGUUACUCACUUUGCUGGUGCCAACGUUGACGUCAACCCUACUAGCGCUUCAUACGAUGCACAUGACAACUUCUAUGCCAGUAGCCUUCAAGCUCCCGAGCUCACUCUCGCUCAAUUCAAGUCCUUCGUCAACUACAUCUCCACAACCGGCCAGAGCAGCAGUCACUCAUGGUGGUUACAAAUGGAUAUCUCUGGAGGCAAAUACUCCGCCAUCUCGAAGCACAAGCCCACCGACACAGCUUACGUUCACCGAGACGCUCUCCUUCUCUUCCAGUUCUAUGAUAGCGUUGCUCAGAACCAGAAGUAUCCUUCUGAUGGCUUCAACCUAAUCAAGGGUCUGCGCCAGAGUAUCUCCAACACUCUGAAGGAGGGUACUUGGGGUAUGUAUGUCAAUUACCCUGACUCGCAGCUCCAGGGUGAUAGAGCUACGGAGAUGUACUGGGGUAGCAACCUCGCCAAACUGGAGUCAAUCAAGGCAAAGUACGAUCCCAAGAACAUCUUCCGCAACCCUCAGUCAAUUAAGCCCAAGGCUUAA